AUGGGAUCUGAUAUUGCCGCGGAAGAAAUCGCAAAAGCUGCAAAAGCUGCAUUUGAAGAGUCUCAGUUGCUUCCCCCUGCUGUUCGAAUAGAUGCCCUCGCGAAGAUCAAACAGCAGCUGGAGGCUAACAAGGCUGAGAUACUCGCAGCAAAUAAGCAGGACAUGGAGGCGGCACAAGUCGAGGUCGAUGCAGGCAGGAUAUCAAACGCCAUGAUGAAACGUCUCGACCUCGGAAAGGGCGAUAAGUGGGAUUCCAUGCUCAAGGGCGUGCAAGAUGUCGCAGACCUUCCCGAUCCGACUGGAAUCAUCUCCUACGCUUCACGGCUCGAUGAUGAUCUCGAACUCUAUCGUGUAUCGUGUCCAAUAGGCGUUCUUCUCGUCAUUUUUGAAGCACGCCCCGAGGUUGUGGUAAAUAUUGCGGCUCUCGCGAUCAAGUCGGGCAAUGCUGCGAUCCUCAAAGGCGGAAAGGAAUCGAAUCAUACCACAUGUCUGCUUGCCAAGGCCAUUGCGCAGGGAUUGGCACAAACCUCACUUCCAAGCACAUAUAUCCAAGCCAUCCAAACAAGAGCAGAAGUUUCUGCACUACUGGAUCUUGAUCGCUACAUUGACUUGGUCAUUCCCCGCGGAAGCAACAGUCUCGUGAAGGCGAUUCAAAACAGCACGCGGAUACCAGUCAUGGGCCAUGCGGACGGACUGUGCCAUGUUUAUCUCGAUGAAUCCGCUGACCGUCAAAAAGCCAUCCGCGUGGUUGUUGACUCAAAGACGGAUUAUCCAUCAGCUUGCAAUUCCGCAGAAACUCUUAUUGUGCACACCUCUCUUCUCAACACGGUGUGGCGAGAGGUUGCACAAGCACUCUUGGCAGCAGACGUUCAUCUCUUGUGUGAUUCGCAUACCUUGUCAGCACUUGCCUCGCUUCCCAACAUCCCCGAAAAGUUUUCGAGUCAUGUCCACUCGUCUACAGAAUCUUCCUACUCUAUCGAGCACCUUGAUCUUACGAUGUCUGUCAUAGCUCUGCCUUCGAUACAUUCCGCAAUUCAAUUCAUCAACUCUCAUUCCUCCCAUCACACGGAUGCCAUCGUAACCGAGUCCGAGCCUGCAGCGUCUGCAUUCUGCAGAGGCGUGGACUCGGCAGGGACAUUUGUUAAUGCUAGCACGCGUUUUGCAGAUGGAUUCCGUUAUGGCUUCGGAACUGAAGUUGGAAUUAGUACAGGACGGAUACACGCUCGUGGGCCAGUGGGUCUUGAGGGACUUGUCAUCUACAAAUAUAUAAUGAGGAGUAAAGCGGAGAGGGGUCACAUCGUAGGAGAAUUUGGUGUAGGAGAGGGGAAGAAGAGCUUCAAGCAUGCAGCAAUUGCAGCAACCAGCGUACCAUUCUAA
Molecule: messenger RNA, 1377 nt
Organism: Suillus clintonianus
Lineage: Eukaryota; Fungi; Basidiomycota; Agaricomycetes; Boletales; Suillaceae
Product: gamma-glutamyl phosphate reductase
Exons: 4
Coding region: 1-1377 (458 amino acids)
Molecular function (GO): NADP binding; glutamate-5-semialdehyde dehydrogenase (NADP+) activity
Source: RefSeq, a predicted model, not a curated record